CUUUAUUGACAACGGAAGUGUGAGCGGAAACGGCACACGUGUUUUCUUCUAGGUUCCUGAAGGUUAAAGAAGCACCGGUUUCUUGUCGGCUGGCCGUUGCAGAGGGGCACCAGGACGGCGUGUUUGCGGCUGAAGCGGAGUGUGAGCAGGACUACAGCGUAGACAUGGAUCCCAUGAAGGCGCAGCAGCUGGCAGCGGAGCUGGAGGUGGAAAUGAUGGCUGACAUGUACAACCGAAUGACCAACGCCUGCCACAGGAAGUGCGUACCGCCACAUUACAAGGAGGCUGAGCUGACAAAGGGCGAGUCGGUGUGCCUGGACCGCUGCGUGGCCAAAUACCUGGACCUUCACGAGAGGCUGGGACGCAAGCUGACCGAGCUCUCCGUCCAGGACGAGGAGAUGAUGAGGAAGGCCGCCGUGGGGAGCGGAUAGAGACGCUGGCCAAAUGAUCCAAGUAGAGCAUUGCAGGGGACUCGAAAGCUUAUGGGGAGGGGUUGGCGUAUCAGGU
Messenger RNA from Etheostoma spectabile (orangethroat darter), 507 nucleotides. RefSeq names its product translocase of inner mitochondrial membrane 10 homolog (yeast) (gene timm10). The coding region runs from base 165 to 431 and encodes 88 amino acids. Gene Ontology annotation, cellular component: mitochondrial inner membrane. The record is from RefSeq and is a predicted model, not a curated record. The transcript is spliced from 2 exons. Lineage: Eukaryota; Metazoa; Chordata; Actinopteri; Perciformes; Percidae. Gene Ontology annotation, biological process: protein insertion into mitochondrial inner membrane.